Molecule: messenger RNA, 6631 nt
Organism: Apus apus (common swift)
Lineage: Eukaryota; Metazoa; Chordata; Aves; Apodiformes; Apodidae
Gene: KBTBD3
Product: kelch repeat and BTB domain containing 3
Exons: 3
Coding region: 837-2681 (614 amino acids)
Molecular function (GO): protein binding
Source: RefSeq, a predicted model, not a curated record
CUAAUCUUAAUUGGAAUUGUGAAGCAGAAUCGAAAAACCUUGAAAUGUUUCCUUAAGCUUUAAAAUUGGCAAUCUUGAGUCAAAUUUACAGGAAGGGCAGACUGUACAACUGUAAAUAGCACUUUAAGUAGGUGUAAAUAGAAUGUACUCAUGUUUAAAGUUUCUUUAUGUUGUCAAAGUGGAGUAAAAUAUUUUAAUGUAAAAACAGUGAAACCAAAUUUACCAUGCAAACAAUGCACUUCAACAUAAGGAAUUUCACCAGAAAAACUUGGCUGCUGAAAGGGAGAAUGCACUGUCUUAAACUUCAAGCAGUUCUGAACCCAGUUCAUUUAAUGUCACUGUAAAUGAAGCUCACAGUUUGCAGCAUAAGCUCCAAGCAAACAUGCAGCUUCAUAGGGAAACUAAAGGUACAGAUAAAGUCAGUAUCAACUGACAACACUCAGAGUUGCAUUGUCACCAAACCAUUUUUAAAUGACCCCGUUUGGUAAGCCCUAGCAAUGCUGUGAUGAGGCCAGGCUGUCGGUGUUUGUAUUCUGUUGUUUUAGUCCUGAAUGCCUAAUGGGAAUCCACUUACAAAGUAAUUGAGUAACCUGUAUCUCCCUUUCACUGUAAACUGAAAACAUUGGUCUGCUCUCAGUUUGGGGGUUGUAGUAUACAGAUGAGCCUUUUGGAAUCUAAAAAUAUGUAACAAAGUUUUCCUAUUCCAUCUUCAUUUUACAUCAAAUUGCAAGAGUUUGGGUUUUGACCAUUAAAAAUUUUACCACACUCCUAAGUGUGCUUCCUGUGGACUUUAUUGAAAAAUAAUGCUACAGUUUCAGGAGUAGAUUGAAGAAACUAUGGCAAAUCAGCGGGAUUACAUUAGCAGACCUAUUUGCAAUGGAAUUUCUGUUCCUGAAAACAAAAUCAAUUCGUUAGUGGCUGAAGGUCAUGGACAACAAAUUUUAAAAGUACUACAAAAGUUCAGAGAACAAAAUAUAUUUUUUGACUUUAAAAUCCUUGUGAAAGAUGAAAUAAUUCCUUGUCAUCGUUGUGUACUGGCAGCGUGCAGUGAUUUUUUCAGAGCCAUGUUUGAAGUUAAUAUGAAAGAACGAGAUGAUGGCAAUGUUACUAUUAGUAAUCUGUCGCCCAAGGCUGUGAAAGCUUUUCUUGAUUAUGCUUAUACAGGAAAAACAGAGAUAACAAAUGAUAACGUGGAAAUGCUCUUCCAACUGUCAUCAUUUCUUCAAGUUUCACUCCUUUCCAAAGCUUGCAGUGACUUUCUAAUAAAAAGUAUUGAUCUAGUGAAUUGCUUACAGUUGCUUUCUCUAUCAGAAAGUUAUGGUUCUGUCCGUUUAUUUGAUCAUGCACUAGAUUUUGUACAGCACCACUUCUCCUUGCUCCUCAGAUCAAGUGAUUUUUUGGAGAUGAAUUUUGAGAUACUACAAAAAUGUCUUGAGGCUGAUGAACUAAAUGUCCCUGAGGAAGAAUCGGUGUUGAAAGCUGUUCUUCAGUGGACCAAACAUAACUUAGAAACACGACAGAAAUACCUGCCUAAUUUGAUGAAAAAAGUGAGACUACACCAGUUACCUGAAAAGACUUUGCAGGAAUUUCUACAUUCUGAAGAACACUUACUUAAGACUGCUAAUUGCUCAGUAAUAAUCGAUGAUGCAGUUAAAAGUGUGCAGAACUUUAGUGGACUGUUUCCAGACGCACGUCCUUCAACAACAGAAAAAUACAUAUUCGUUCAUAAAACUGAUGAAGAUGGAGAAAACAAACAUACGUUCUGCUACAACAUCAAAACAGAUACAUGGAAAGAACUACCACACACACACAUGAUUGAUCUCCCAGGGUCAAGUUUAUCUAGCUAUGGAGAAAAAAUAUUUAUAACUGGAGGAUGCAAAGGGAAUUGUUAUAGGACUGUCAGGCUUCAUAUUGCAGAACCAUUUCAUGAUGCCACUGACCAAACCUGGUGCUACUGUCCAGUCAGCAAUGAAUUCUCCAUAGUGUCAGCUAUGAAAAAACCAAGGACAAUGCACACAUCUGUUGUAACCCUAAACCAGCUGUUUGUGAUAGGUGGAAAGACCAAAGGAGCUCAAGAAACCCGAAGUCUUUUGGACGUAGAAUCCUAUAAUCCUCUUUCCAAAGACUGGAAGUCUGUUAGCCAAUUACCAAGAGGUAUCUACUAUCCAGAAGCAAGUGCAUGUCAGAAUAUAAUUUAUGUCCUUGGCUCAGAAGUAGAGAUUACUGAUGCCUUUAAUCCAUCUCUUGACUGUUUCUUUAAGUACAAUGCUAUGACUGAUCAGUGGUCUGAGCUUGUAGCAGAAUUUGGGCAAUUUUUCCAUGCAACUCUAAUAAAAGCUGUUCCAGUGAACUGUACAUUGUACAUAUGUGACCUCUCCACCUACAAGGUCUACAGUUUUUGCCCAGAAACUUGUGUUUGGAAAGGGGAAGGAUCUUUUGAAUGUGCUGGCUUUAACGCAGGGGCAGUUGGGACAGAAGACAAAAUUUAUAUAUUAGGUGGUGAUUAUGCUCCAGAAGAAAUCACAGAUGAAGUUCAAGUCUACCAUAGCAGUAGGUCUGAGUGGGAGGAAGUUUCACCAAUGCCAAGAGCCUUAACUGAGUUUUAUUGUCAGGUCAUUCAGUUUAAUAAAUAUAGGGACCCCUGGUCAUCUGUACUUACAAUUUGCUCUGGAGAGUUUUGAAACUCCUGAGUCAAAAGAAUCUAAAUGCACAAGCUUUAGAACAGAUUUUUAGGUAUAAAUUUUCAGAUAGAAAAAUAUGUACUGCUUUGAUUAAAUCUUCAAUGUAAGGUGUAUGCUAUAUAGAAUUGCUUUUGGAAGAGUCCAUUAAAUUGUCAUCCAUGCUAGUCAUCAAAUAGAAAGGAUUACUUAAUUUUAUAUGCAAGUCUUCUCUGUAAUUAUCUGAAUAAUUUGCAAAAUGAUACUACUUUUCAAAAAAGCAUAAUAAUGAAGAAUUCAUUAUGUAAUAUGUGCCAUUAUUUCUGUAAUAUUCACAGCUGUCCCAGUAGACAAAUUGCUGAGUGAGAAAAUGGACUGUGAUACUGUUUUCCCAAUGUAACUGAAGUUUAAGAGAAAUCUACAUUAGUGUUGUUUUAUUUAGGGUUUUUUUAAUAUUCAUAAACCUGUAAGAAGAUUUCAUUGUCAGCUUUAUCUUAUCAGAAUGACCUUAGCAUGGGCAAGAGCCAAAGUGACCUUCACAGCAUUAAAACCAGGUAUUUAACUUGAAGAGACUGAUAAUUCCUAUCAUCUUACUUCAGCUCUUCUUUUCUACUAGUUUUUCUCCAUCCUUGUGCCUUAGUACUAGCUGUACUUUCUGUUUGCAUCCCAUUAACUGUGGCAAGACAAACUUUAACAACAUAGUGUAGGAUGGGGUAGAUUUCUGCAGGGUUAAUGGAGUAUCUUUGCCUCAGACAUGCUGUUAGGUAAAGAAAAAAAACACUUCAGGAUGUUUUUUAAGAGAAUUCUUCCAUCUCUGAAUUCUCCAGUGCUACUCACUAAGCAGCCACUAGGCUGCUUACAGCAGCAAGCUGUAAAAUAAAUUUUAGUUACUGCUUUGGUUAACUACAGGAAAAGGCCAUAUCUUGUCAUACAUCAAAUACAAAGUUACAAAAAUAAAUCCCUAUAUUUAAAGUUGAAGUAAAUAGUAUUUCCGAAGUGAAACAAUUCCUUUUUAAAAAACUUCUAUAGAGGUUCAAAUAAAUUAAACCACUUUCAUAUUGUACUUUAUGGUAAUUUUAAGUGUUAAAAUAUUACCAGGUAAACACUACACAUUAUAUCGCUUGAGAAAUCUUCAGUAGCCAUCUAUUAGAAUGUUAAAAUUGUAAUGGACUUUUAGAAUUAAUAUUAGUCUGGGCAUAACUUGUGAAGUAAAUUUGAUCUCAUGCACACAAAGUGUCUGAAAGGAGGACACUGACAUCAAUUAGGUUUCAUAAAUUCAUUCAUAAUCUUCCACAGCCUGAGAAUUUUAUUUCCAGCUACUUGAAUAAUAUAUUGGGAGCCCUUGUGUUCCAUGAAGUAUUGUUUAAGCAGCAAGGUUGUCUUAUUUCAAAAUAAAUGGUUCUAAACAUCUAAGCACAUCUUUUCCAAGUAGUUUAAAAAUAAACAAAACAUAGUGAGGUGUCUAAAAGAUCUUUCACGUGGCUUGAGAUGACUGCAGUAAUUUCAUUAUCACAUCACUACUGCAUGUACUUUUUGCAAAACUCAAGCUCAAUAUUAAUGCUUAUAACUUAUUGCCUAGCAACAUACUUCGGUUUUAAAUAUAAAACAAUGGAAAGCUCAAAUUCUGUAAUUGACUCUCUAAUUUGUUAUCAGAUACCUUUACAAAUUUAGAUAACAUUAAUCAUAAAUAUUUUCAUAUGGAUGUAAAUGAAAGCUAUGCACAUUUGGAGAACAUACUAGUAGAGUGGAACCCUCCCACUCAGUCAUUUAUUGGUAUUAAGGCAUGUAAGUUCUGUAGAAGUAAAUAGCUUGUUAUUAUAGUAUUUCAGGCAACUUCCACAUUUAUUGUCUUCUUAGCAUAGUGAAACUCCAAAUUAUAACUACACUUAGGCAGGUAACCUUUACAAUCACCACACUGAAAUGCAUUUUUAUAUUGGAGCACAACUUCUUUUUUUAGUGCAAAGGUAUUGAAUAGUUUAGGAGACAUGGAGAAUACUAUUCCUGCUUACUGAAACAGUAGGAUAAAAACAAGUAGACAUAUAGGAGAACGUAGUUUUAGCAUUAAUAAGGCUACUCAUGGUAGCAUAGAAAUUUCACUAAUCACUAAUUAUUGCAACUUGUCACUUCAUCAGAAAUAUAAGGCCCAAAUCUCUGCUUUUGUUUUUGUGGGGUUUUUCAUUUACGAGUAUGUAAUUUAUGCAACAAGGCAAGCAACAUAUUAUGCCCAUAGUACAUGGGUAUAAAUAGCUAUGCAAAUUGGAAGAGACAGGAGAAUUGCAAGGUUUUUUUCAUUGCCUCUGUCAUGACCAAAUUGCUGGGUCACAGAAAUAGCAAGUGAGUCAGUAAUUCAGGUGACACUUUUUCCUCGUAAGUUUUUCCUUACAGCAAGUUUUUUUUGGCAGUCUUCCAUCCAGCUGCUUGCUAUAUGUAUAAGCCUCUGGCAUAUGACAAAAGAUAGAGCAAUGACAUAUGCAGUAAAUUACUUAGUAUGUAUAGUGAAACCUGAAGCUGAAUUUGGAAAACAGACAUGCUUCUUUAAUAUUGAAUGCUACAUUUGCACAGGGACUAAUGUCAGUUCCCAGUUUGACAGUUCAUAGAUUUCAAAUGGAGUUGAGCUGUCUUACUCAGUGAUCAAGAAUUAAUGUAGUAGUGUCAGUUACUUUAUACCAUUGCUUACAGAAAAAUAACUGAAAAUAGUAGGAAUUUUCUUCAGUUAUGUAGGUAACCCUGUAUUACAAGUGUCACAGACGAAAAAAAGGUUAUUUGCCACAAUUCUACAUACAGAGAGUUAAAUCUGAAAGCAGAAUUGAGUGCAGACGAAGCCAUGUUAGAAAAUCAUGGCUAAAACCAAGGCUUUAUGAUAGAACUAAGGGCCUAUGCUCCAAAUCCUGUAAUUAAUCGCUAAUGAUGUACGAAAUCUCAGUUGGCUGCACUACUCAGAAGAAUAUGGAUUACUUGCAUGAGUAACUGCUGUAGGUCUGGAUCAAACAGAUUUUUCAGUCUACUUUAUGCAGCUGUUAUGCAAUUUUUUAGAAGUCACAAACUUAGUGCAAAGCAAGUUAUUCUACAUCUUUUCUGACUAUUCGAAGUUCACAGUACUUUAUAAAAAAGUACCUUCCUCUAAAAAUAGUCUAUGACUAGAUUAUUGUCUGUGUUCUCACUGAAAUGUAAGUUUAAAACAUACAAAUUGCAUGUAAAGUUAUAAUCUACAAUUUGCACUUAAACAAUGUAACCAAAACAUUUCUAAUAGUAUUCUAUGUCACAGAACACAUUAUAAGCAUGACCAGUGUAAUAUACAUUAAGAUAAUAUAUAUUGUAUGUUGGGUUUUAAUAUCCAGUAAUUACUAUAUUGGAUAAUCUUAAUUUUUAAAGAAUGCUAUCAAAACAUUAUGGCACUUUGGUAAUGUCACCAUACUGGUUUAGUUGUUAUACUAAAUAUAAAUUAUUCAGGUGUUUAUAUUGAUUAUGUUUGCACAGACCUGAUGGUUAUUAUUUAUGUACUAAUGAAUUUAUUUUCUAUAUUCUAAACAUUUGUCGUAAGUCAGUUUACUGCUGUUAAAAAUUCAUUAUAUUCACAAAUUGGAGUAGAUUUACUGGGUCAGAUUUACUUCUGGUAUUACUCCAUGAAGAAAGCUGUAUAACUCCUCUGGUUAGUAAGGUAUAGGCUACAGAAUGUGCUGUCUGCAGUUUCAAAUAUGUAGUCUGAUUUUAGAUGUUUCUAUGUGUAGGUGACCAACAGGAGGCAGCAUCAGAUCUAUUUUAAUUAAAAUAAACUGAAACCAGGGAUAGAUUUGACAGUAUUUAUAGCCAAACAUUAUGCUUGAUUUACUUUUUUUUCCCCUUCUAACACUCCAUAAAACAUACAGAUCAGUAACAUUUUGCUGCUGCCUGGGCUCUCCUGAUAUGUGGAAAGUACGAUACAUGUUUGCUGAGAUGUUCAUUCUUCUGUGAAAUAAAAGCAUCAAGCAACUGAA